CAUUAUAGAUGCUGUUCCUAUCACUUCAAAAUCAAAUUCUGUUUCUCUUGUCAGUAAAGACGUUAAACUCUAUAAAGAUUACUUAGCGCUUAAGUACGAACCUUUAAUCCGAAGUAUUCAUGGCUCCGAUCAAGAUGUCCUUAAUAAACUUGAAUCUGCUAAAAAACGAUUAUCUGGAAGUGCUAGUCUUAAAAUGUUGAAUAAUGGAUAUUGUGUGCAAAUUAUUAUAGGUGGUCAAAAAUUUAGAGUACUUAUCGACACAGGAAGUGCUGAUCUUUGGAUUCCUUCUGUGAACUGUACGUCACUUGCUUGUCGUAAUCAUAAUCGAUUCGACGAAAAUUUAUCGAAAACAUUUACGUUGAUCGGUACUUCUUUCGAUAUGGAAUACGGAAAUACCGAAACUCCUAUGCUCAUCGGUGUUACUGCAAAAGACAAUAUUUUAAUAGGCGGGAUAGAAUCUGUAGGCCAAAUGUUCGGUCUUACACUUUAUGAAGUCGAAUCAUUUAAUGAAAUGACGUUUGAUGGUAUUUUGGGUAUGAGUUUUGAAGAAAAUAGUGCUCAAGGAGUCGCACCACUUUUUUCAAACAUUGUUAAACAAAAAGCUGUUAAGAAUCCGUACUUUAGUCUUUAUCUUCAACGAUCAAAUGAUAAGGAUGAUAUGGGAAUACUAACUCUUGGUGAUGUUGAUACGACAAAAUUCACUGGAAAUUUUAAUUAUUACAAAGUAUCUACAGUUGAAGGUAAAUACAAGCAUUGGAUUAUUGAUCUGGACGAUGUUUCUAUUAAUGGCAAUAAACUUGACUACGGAGAAAGAAAGGUUGUACUUGAUACUGGAGGUAAUGGUGUAUUUAUGUCACCUGAUGACGCUAUAACUUUUCAUAAGUACAUUACCGGAUCAUAUCAGGAUAGUGAAGGAAUUUUUCAUGUACCAUGUAACAUAACAGACCAAGUAGCAUAUAUAUUUGGCGGAAUUAGUUAUUAUUUUGAGCAAUCCGACUUAAUUCAUGAAUCUGCCGACUAUGAUUGUAUUUCUAUAGUUCAAGAAAAUAUUAUUGAUACAUGGAUUAUUGGAUAUACAUUUUUAAGAAAUGUCUACUCUGUAUAUAACAUAGAAGAUUUUACGGUUGGAUUCGCUCCAGUAUCUAAAUAG
Molecule: messenger RNA, 1150 nt
Organism: Dentiscutata erythropus
Lineage: Eukaryota; Fungi; Glomeromycota; Glomeromycetes; Diversisporales; Gigasporaceae
Source: the annotation of a GenBank genome assembly